Oikopleura dioica is the source of this 1704-nucleotide messenger RNA. The record is from the annotation of a GenBank genome assembly. Lineage: Eukaryota; Metazoa; Chordata; Appendicularia; Copelata; Oikopleuridae.
AUGGCCAAAGACGUUAGUGUUACUUGUAACACAAAUCCGUUCUACAACAAACUUUCAAAAUGCGUUAUUGACGAUUGUACAUCAAGGCGAUGUAUUGAAACAACCUGUAAUGUGAGAUCUGAUGGCUCGCUAGAUGGACCGGAAGAUUGUCAAAUAUUGACGGACCUUCGAUACAAUAAGCUUUUACCAAAGGAGCUUCAAGAUCCGGUGAUGAAAUAUCAAAAUAAGCGAGAUUAUUAUGAGAGUUCCGCUGAUUUCGACUACGACUGUCUCUACGAGUCAGAUGACGAGGAACUGAACACAAACUGCCGGAAAUUAGUUCAACCCGAACGCCCAACUGCUGUUCUAGUGCACACGACAACGCCCUGCUCAUGGCUUGACUUGCUGAUCCUAACUAUUGGUUCCUGCCUCGGCUUCAUUAGCAUAAUUAUGCUGAUUCUGUGUUAUUUUAAAUGCAAAGGGCUGUAUUGUUUCGCGCCAGAUAUUAGCACAGCUGAACUCGAGAAACAAUUUAUAACCAGCCACGCGACAGAGAAUUACCUACUCUUUCCUUCCUUCAACGCUUCUAACAGUCCCCCAUUCACCCUCUGUAACAACGAAUGUACUAAAACCUCGAACAAGCAAGAAAAUCGAAGAGAUAGACGAAAAAGAAUGAUCACGCUGACCCCUGUGGCUAAACGGCUGCAGCUCUCAAACGUCUCGGACACCUCAACCGACGAUGUUUUCGAUGCGAUGGACGUUGAUAGCCCAGCUGGAGCGCGAAGCCGUUCCCCAUCGUCCCCCUUCAUGUCCCCACUGGCACUGCGUUCUGCGGAGAACUCGAACACUGAGCCCAUAGAGCCGCCCGCUGGUAGUUCGCCAACAGUCGGCCUGAAACGCCACGGCUUCCUCGUCAUCAGAAAACGACGGUCGACGUUUAACGAUCGUUUGGCGAUUCGGAAGAAGCGGACGUCGAGUCCUCUGCGCCCGUUAAAUCGCCCUACUACGCCCGAUGAUUACAUCCUGAAAGAGGAUAAUUUGUGUUCUACUGAUGAUGCAGGAAUGGACUCGCUAAUGUCAGCGCCGAUCAUAAAAAGACCGACUGGAAGAAACAUUCUUCGAAGAAAAAGUGCCCUUCCCUUGGACAAUACGUCCAGCUCGCCGAUAUCUGUACGCCCACAACGAACGAUGAGCCUUUGUUCUCCGGCCUUCCGUGAAAUCAGAAUGCGGACAAAUUCGCUUGGCGAGCACCAAAUUCCCACAGCAUCAGCAGAAGCACUCAAUCCACUGAUGGAUAACCAAAACAUGCCAGGCGAUCAACUUGCCUUGCCGCUUACGACCGUUGGGAAACACUCCGACCUCCGCUACAUUUCUACCGAGACAAUGGCAAACCUGUUAGAUGAAAAAUUUUCUAUAGACUACGAGGUGAUCGACGCACGCUAUCCAUACGAGUUCAAUGGCGGCCACAUCAAAGGCGCCAGAAAUUUGUUCACAAAAGAUAUGAUUAAUGAAGCCUUUUUCGGCGAAAACACGCCUCCAGUGGAAGAAGGCUCAAAAAAGAAAAUCUUAGUUUUCCACUGCGAGUUUAGCUCUGAGCGAGCACCGUCAAUGAUGAAGCACCUGCGAAAACGCGAUCGAGCCAAAAACCGAUAUCCAAAAUUGGACUACCCGGAGAUUUAUGUCCUCAAGGGGGUUAUAAGGCAUUUUACUUCUGUAAGAAAAUAA